GUGUCUGUCCGCGUGGUUCCUGGCGCUGCCCUGCUGUGGGCGAUGAUGAUGAUGAUGAUGGGCCGGGCAGCCGCGGGCGCAGGAAGGAGGCGGCGGACCCCCCCGCUGGGCCUGGCGCUCUUCCUGGGCGCCCUUUGGGGAGCGGCAACGCCAGGCGCCCGGGCGCAGCCCUACCACGGCGAGAAAGGGAUCUCGGUGCCGGACCACGGCUUCUGCCAGCCCAUCUCCAUCCCGCUCUGCACCGACAUCGCCUACAACCAGACCAUCCUGCCCAACCUGCUGGGCCACACCAACCAGGAGGACGCCGGGCUGGAAGUGCACCAGUUCUACCCGCUGGUCAAAGUCCAGUGCUCGCCGGAGCUCCGCUUCUUCCUCUGCUCCAUGUACGCGCCCGUCUGCACCGUCCUGGAGCAGGCCAUCCCGCCCUGCCGCUCCCUCUGCGAGCGCGCCCGGCAAGGCUGCGAGGCGCUCAUGAACAAGUUCGGCUUCCAGUGGCCCGACACGCUGCGCUGCGAGAAGUUCCCCGUGCACGGCGCCGGCGAGCUCUGCGUGGGCCAGAACCUCUCCGAGCGCGGCACGCCCACCCCCUCGCUGGGGCCCGAGUUCUGGACCAGCCACCCCCAGCUGCUGCGGCCCGGAGGAGGAGGCGGUGGGGCCCCUACUUGCCCGGGCCCCCUUUCUACCCCCUGCCCCCGACCAGCUACCUUCUCCUGCCCCCGCCAGCUCAAGGUGCCCCCUUACCUGGGCUACCGCUUCCUGGGCGAGCGGGACUGCGGGGCCCCUUGUGAGCCCGACAUGCCCAAUGGGCUGAUGUACUUUAAGCAGGCCGAGGUGCGCUUUGCCCGCCUGCUGGUGGGCAUCUGGUCCGUGCUGUGCUGCGCCUCCACCCUCUUUACGGUCCUGACCUACCUGGUGGACAUGAGGCGCUUCAGCUACCCAGAGCGGCCCAUCAUCUUCCUCUCCGGCUGCUACUUCAUGGUAGCCGUUGCCUACGUGGCCGGCUUCCUGCUGGAGGACAAAGUGGUCUGCGUGGAGCGCUUCUCCGAGGACGGCUACCGCACGGUGGUGCAGGGCACCAAGAAGGAAGGCUGCACCAUCCUCUUCAUGAUCCUCUACUUCUUCGGCAUGGCCAGCUCCAUCUGGUGGGUCAUCCUCUCGCUCACCUGGUUCCUGGCGGCCGGCAUGAAGUGGGGCCAUGAAGCCAUCGAGGCCAACUCCCAGUACUUCCACCUGGCCGCCUGGGCCGUGCCAGCCAUCAAGACCAUCACUAUCCUGGCCAUGGGGCAGGUGGAUGGGGACGUGCUCAGUGGCGUCUGCUACGUGGGCAUCUACAGCGUGGAGGCCCUGCGGGGCUUCGUCCUGGCCCCACUCUUCGUCUACCUCUUCAUCGGCACCUCCUUCUUGCUGGCUGGCUUCGUCUCCCUCUUCCGCAUCCGGACCAUCAUGAAGCAUGACGGCACCAAGACGGAGAAGCUGGAGAAGCUCAUGGUGAGGAUCGGAGUCUUCAGCGUCCUCUACACCGUGCCGGCCACCAUCGUGCUGGCCUGCUACUUCUACGAGCAGGCUUUCCGGGACGCGUGGGAGAAAACCUGGCUCCUGCAGAGCUGCAAGAGCUAUGCCAUCCCUUGCCCUGCCAACUUUGCCCCCAUGAGCCCCGACUUCACAGUCUUCCUCAUCAAGUACCUCAUGACCAUGAUUGUGGGCAUCACCACGGGCUUCUGGAUCUGGACUGGCAAGACCCUCCAGUCUUGGCGGCGCUUUUACCACAGACUCAGCACGGGCAGCAAAGGCGAGACGGCAGUAUGAGGCUUGGGCUCACCCCCCACUGACCUGUGUUUCCCCCACAAGGCUUGCUCUUUAUCUUCUUGUGGAGAAGACAUGAUUUGAAGGAAAGAGGGGAGGGUGCAGGAGGUGCUGUUAGUGGCCUUUUCUCCUUGUCAAGAAAUGAGACCUGUUACAAGGCCGGGGAAAUUCCAGCUCGGGGGUUUUCUUGCUAGCCAAGUUGGAGCGCGCAGAAUAAGUGUCCUUUCGGCUGCUCUGCGAGACAGAAACAAACCAUUUCUGUCUCGGGGAGAAUGUCUUUUCUUUCCUCUCCCCUUUAUUGUUAUUAUUGGGUGGUGUAUUUUUUUAAAAUUAAGGACUGCAGUAUCCAUUCAAACGAUAAGCUGGACUUGUGCCAGGGUUGGAAGAUUAUGAGAGACACCUGAGAGGAAAAGGGCAGGAGAAAGCAUUAAAAAAAACACAAGGUCACAUUUGUGUAUUUCAGAAGUGUCAGAAGGAUAGGCCAUUCCCUCCUUUAAUAAUAAUAAACAUCUGCCAUCAAGUCACUUCUGAC
Messenger RNA from Pogona vitticeps (central bearded dragon), 2335 nucleotides. NCBI's taxonomy places the organism in Eukaryota, Metazoa, Chordata, Lepidosauria, Squamata, Agamidae. The record is from RefSeq and is a predicted model, not a curated record.